CGACCAUUGGCUCUCCCGCUCUCUCGGCUGCGCUCCGAGCCAGGACAGCCCGCAGGGUGGGGCUGGCUGGUCCGCAGUUUCAGUGCCGCUCCUGGGCGAUCGGUCGGGUUGCAGCCGCCGCUCGUGGGAAGGCAAAAUGUCUGCAGAACUGUCUUUGCUCAUCAACAUAAAUGAGCCACGGUGGGAUCAGAGCACCUUCAUGGGAAGAGCAAAGCAUUUCUUCGCAGUGACAGAUCCCCGCAACAUUCUGCUUUCUAACAAGGCCCUAGAAGAUGCCCGAAGAGUGAUACAGAAUUACAGAAUGGGUAAAGUGCAACCAGGCUUGACUGAAGACCAAUUAUGGCGGGCAAAAUACAUCUAUGACUCUGCCUUCCAUCCAGACACUGGUGAGAAGAUGAUCCUGAUUGGACGUAUGUCUGCCCAGGUGCCCAUGAACAUGACCAUCACGGGAUGCAUGCUCACCUUCUACAGGAUGGCUCCUGCCAUAGUUUUCUGGCAGUGGGUGAACCAAUCAUUCAAUGCCAUUGUCAAUUAUACUAACCGGAGUGGAGACGCACCUAUCACUGUCAAACAGUUGGGCACUGCUUAUGUCAGUGCUACUACUGGAGCUGUGGUGGCAGCAUUAGGACUCAAAUCUCUCACCAAGCAUUUGCCCUCAAUCAUUGGACGCUAUGUGCCUUUUGCAGCUGUGGCAGCUGCAAACUGCAUUAAUAUUCCAUUAACAAGACAAAGGGAGCUAAAGUUUGGUAUCCCCAUUAUGGAUGAACAUGGAAAUCGGCUGGGUGAAUCGAAGAAGGCAGCCAGGCAAGCCAUUGUGCAAGUGGUGAUUUCACGCAUUGGCAUGGCUGCACCAGCAAUGGCCAUUCCUCCUGUGAUCAUGAAUGCCUUAGAGAAAAGAGCAUUUAUGAAGCGGUACCCCUGGAUGAAUGCUCCUCUGCAGAUUGGACUUGUGGGCCUGACUUUGGUGUUUGCCACACCUCUUUGCUGCGCAUUCUUCCCACAGAAGAGUUCAAUGCGGAUGAAUCGCCUGGAACCAGAAGUCCAGAAUUUGAUCAGAGAGAAGAAUUCUGAUAUUGAGCUUGUCUAUUUUAAUAAGGGACUUUAAGAAAUGAUGCCACAUAUUAAGCUGGUGUGCAUCUGAAAGAAGUCAAUGAGGAACCCGUGAACCAGCACUCUAAAGGAGAAAGUUACAUUUUGUAAUAAUAUAAUCCCUUUUACAUGCUGCUUUCUUAAUGGCUGUCAAAUCUUGGCGGUCCUAUAUGCGCGAAAUACCCUUCCUGCAUUCAGGAAAAGAUUAUAAACUGGCAAUGUACUUUUGCUGUGAUCCAAACCAAAUCAUUCCAGCCUUGACUCCGCUUGAUGUCAGCAUCAGAACUGCUGACAAUUUUUAAGCAAAACCAGUUCUUCUAGUAUGCAUAGUUCUGCUGUAAUGUGUAGAGUGUUGUGUGUGAAAGAAAGAAUGUUUGUCUACCCAUGUAAUCCUUGUGAAGUAAUAUUUAAGAAUCAUGAAACUGAGAUCAUUCUCAGGAGAGGAGCUGCACUGAGUACUUUAAAUCCUACAGGAAUCAAGUUCAAUGGAAAAGCAACCUGCCCUUCGCUUCAACUGAGUUCUUUCUUAUUCAGCACCUAAUAAAAACAUCAUGGUUUCAUGAAGGGCUUGCACGUGUUUGCGAGCUGCCUAUAGUCCUGGGAUUGUAAAAAGGCUUUGCUCCAAACCAUCUGUUUUUACAAUCAAAAACGACUGCAUAAAUAAUCAUCUUUGCAUCCUCUUGCUAUUUAGUAUUUUUGAAACCAAUGAAGCAUUCAGUUGCAAAGAUGGCAAGAUAUGCAGCCCUACUGUUAAAAACCCCAUGAGGUAGAUUAUCAUCAUUAGUGAACUAGGAGUAUGAGAAAAUAUUGGGGUUUCAUGGUAACAUACUGUUUGAUCAGAGUGAAAGCAUAUGUGAGUAUUAUUGCAAGAUGGAAGAUUCUCUGUUAAGAGUUCUACAGGUUGUCCUUUUUAGAAAACGUCAUUUAAUGAAACAGUCGCUAAGUUACUUCAGCUUCAGCUUUGCCUUUCAAACCUGAAAAAGUCAUAAAUGUGAGGAUUAAUCAUAAAGUUAUUAUUUCAGUAAAUCAUAAAGUUACUGUCAAUGCAAUUGCUAAACGUGGACUGACUCUAUGGGAUUAAACAUGUGCUUCUAUUUAAUAUUUUAAUCUGUAUAUAUCACAAAGCCAUAUAGAAAACUCUGAUGCAGACAUUUGCUAGAUUGUUUUUGAAGAGGGAUCAUUGCUGAUCUUUUGCUCAUAGUAGUAUUUUUAAUAACUAUAUUCACAAUUACAUAUUAGAAUAAUACAUUAGCCAA
Notechis scutatus (mainland tiger snake) is the source of this 2345-nucleotide messenger RNA. It is a transcript of the gene SFXN3, whose product is annotated as sideroflexin 3. Gene Ontology annotation, molecular function: monoatomic ion transmembrane transporter activity. Gene Ontology annotation, cellular component: mitochondrial inner membrane. Gene Ontology annotation, biological process: serine import into mitochondrion; monoatomic ion transport. The record is from RefSeq and is a predicted model, not a curated record. NCBI's taxonomy places the organism in Eukaryota, Metazoa, Chordata, Lepidosauria, Squamata, Elapidae.